AUGGAGGUGUCCUACAGCCAGUGUACAGAUGGGGGUAACUGGAGCGAGCUGCCAGAGGUGUCAUUGAGGCAGGUGUUCCGCUGGCUCGGAGAUCAGGACCGGGUGCGAGCGGCGAUGGUGUGUAAAUGCUGGUACCACGUCAUGCAUUCUCCAGCUCUCUGGAGAUCCAGGACAUUCACCUUCUGUGGCAGACCCUCCAAGUACCGCCGGGCAGAGUACGAGUCCGCCAUCUGGUACGCCAAGAAGUUUGGCCGGUACCUGGUCAACUGCGAGAUCAAGUUCAUGAACCCCUACAAUUCCCUGCUGACCAGGCGCUUCCAGAUCACCAUGAGGAGCUUCCUGGCUCGUUUAGGCAACGAGAACAACCGGCUCAAGUCCUUCACCAUCCAACACCUGGAGCUGGACCGUCUGGUGUGGAGCUCGUCUGUGAGGAAUGCCUUCCUCAAGAGUCUGAACUUUUUUCUCCGCCGCGAGUGCAAACACCUCCAGUCCUUCAACCUCCGCGGAGCGAGGCUGGGUAUGGAGCAGGGCUUCUCCAUCCUCAACUCCUUGGUCCACCUGAGGCAAAGGAGCUCCAUCUCCGAGCUGAACAUCGAGGACUUCUUCAGCCACCACCUGGCCAUCUACGCCAACCCCACCUUCCCCAAGAUCAUGCGCAGUUUCUGUGUCCUGACCAGCCUCUCGCUCAACUACAACUGUAUCUCAGACGACCUCCUUGACACCCUGUCUGACAGCUGCUCACAGACCCUGAGGAUCAUGAACAUCAAAUGCCACAUCCACGACCCUCACAGCCAGGUGAUUUGGGGGCUAUCCUGGUCUCUCCUGGCUAAACGGGCCACCAGCCUGAAGGUGAACUUUUACUUUGACCUGGUGAUGAGGAACGAUCGAUUAACUCGGAUUCUGGUCCCUGAGAUCCCGGUGCGGAGUCUCAAUUUCAGGAGCUGUUACUUCAGUGACCCGGACUGGACGAUGAAACCCACCCUGGUCGAUCUGAUUCCACACUACAAGAACACACUACAGAAGCUGACUUUGGAGUUCAACAACAGCCACGAACGGAUCGAUGAUGAAUUACUGCAACUGGUGUUGAUGUGCGACCGACUGCACUACAUGAAAAUCUGGGCUUUCCUCAGCAUCAGGUUUAUCGAGACAAUGCUACAGUAUCGGCAGGAGGGGAAGUCCAACUGCCGCACUCUUAAGGUGAGAAUUUACAUGCACAAAUAUGAAACGAGUGAAGAAGAUAAGAUGCUUCGUGAUCUGUACAUGAAGUACAGGGAUCUAAUUGACACAGAACUCAAUUAUUUGGUUAUUACGUACCCCUUGAUGUAAAGCACAGCUCUACUGAAUACGACAGGCCGACUAUAAAACAUUUAAACAGUUAAAGGAUCAGUAAGUGUAAUUCUGCCAGUCAAAUAAAACCUUCAGAAACUAUGCUGUUAUCAGAGGUACCUAAUGUGUAAGGAAUGAUUGCAGAAUUAUUUUAUACCAAUUUACAGCAAAAAAACUAUGAAAUAUUAUAUAUACAUAGAGAGCAAUUGACUGUAGUGCUUAUUACUGAUGGUGUGUGAUGUACAGAAGGUUAUUAUUCUAUUGAGGCUACUAAUUACAUUGCAGUUAGUUCUGGUGCUGGAGUCUGUUGUACAGAUAAAAGUCAGAUAAAUUGUUUUUAUGGCGUUUCACUUGUUUGCAAUAGAAGGACGAUGCCAGUGUUUAUUACUGUAUUCAUUAAAUACAAGCACUUGUUUAUCAAAGGCGUCUUUGUACAUUGCACAUCGCCAUGAGAACCAUCCUGUCUGCACACAAAUCACACACGGUGAUGUUUCUGAACUGUUCCUUCUUAUUACGAAAUACACACACACACACACACAGGUCUCCAGUUGCUGAGGGGAGAACCUUCAGUAAAGUAUAUUUAGUACACGAGAGGAUUGGCUGAUAAGAGCAUAACAUUCCUGCAAGAACACAGCCCAGAUUCAACAUCCCCAAAGCACUGGAUUCAUAAGCCCUUGAGGGUCUCAAUGGCUUCUAAGAGCGUGAGCUUUAUUAUUAUGCUUUUGAUCCAAUGAUUACAAUGAAGUGGUAGAUCUGAGCGACAUGCUCAGGCUAUUGAAAAGCACUUGGAGAUCGAGGUGGAAAGUAUAAUAGUCAUCCAAACCUUUCCAACCUUUCUAUUAAAUGGGGGCGUAGUGAAGAGAUGCCUUGUUUAGCUAUCGGUGUAAAGAAGAUCCGUCGAUCAGGGCAAUGAAUUAGAAACCUCCAUUGUGUUGUUCCCCCCACACACACACCCACCGCCCACCCACCCACAGACACCCACCCAAACGCAUACAGACACUAGCAGAAGUUACUGCCUCCAGUUCCAACCUCAGCGACAGUAUAGAGAUGCUUCCUGAUAGACAGAAACAGUGACCCAGGCUGCAAUUGUAUUUCCUUGUGGGAAGCCUUUGAUAGAGGCUGUUUUCCUCAGAAAAUGUUGCCUAUAAAAUCUAAUCUGAAAUAUGCAGG
Messenger RNA from Callorhinchus milii (elephant shark), 2496 nucleotides. Its product is annotated as F-box only protein 39. Bases 1 to 1326 code for a protein of 441 amino acids. The record is from RefSeq and is a predicted model, not a curated record. Gene Ontology annotation, molecular function: protein binding. The transcript is spliced from 4 exons. NCBI's taxonomy places the organism in Eukaryota, Metazoa, Chordata, Chondrichthyes, Chimaeriformes, Callorhinchidae.